Molecule: messenger RNA, 1160 nt
Organism: Daldinia vernicosa
Lineage: Eukaryota; Fungi; Ascomycota; Sordariomycetes; Xylariales; Hypoxylaceae
Product: retrieval of early ER protein Rer1
Exons: 4
Coding region: 187-762 (191 amino acids)
Biological process (GO): protein retention in ER lumen; retrograde vesicle-mediated transport, Golgi to endoplasmic reticulum
Cellular component (GO): Golgi membrane
Source: RefSeq, a predicted model, not a curated record
GUCGCGACGUGCAAAUUGCUACUAAGACAAUUGAACCUUCUUUACUCAUUCCGGCGUCACCAAUUUCUCUUCACGAUCGCACUCGGCCUGUUACAAAUAUUUUACGGGAUAUUCAACGCAAGCCAGACCUAAUCCAAAUUAUUCUCGUUCGGAGAAAAUAAUAGUUGCAUUAUUGCAUCAUCCACCAUGGAGACUGUCGAGUCCGAUCAGACCCCUUUCGCAGCCGUUACGGCCCAGACUUCCAAGAUCCAGCGACAAUAUCAAGUCCUAUUAGAUCGAUCAACACCAUUUGUCUUGCAACGAUGGAUUGGCACAGGUGUAUUUCUGGGCAUCUUCUUUCUUCGCAUCGUCUUCGCACAAGGCUGGUACAUUGUGGCGUAUGCUCUGGGGAUUUACCUUCUUAAUCUCUUCCUGGCUUUCCUCCAGCCCAAGUUCGACCCUUCGAACGAGCUUUUAGACAAUGAGAUGGAAGAUGGAUCAGCUGGUGGCCUGCCCACGAAGCAGGACGAGGAAUUCCGACCAUUUAUUCGACGACUACCCGAGUUUAAGUUCUGGCACGAGGCCACCCGCGCUAUCACCAUCGCCUUCACGUGCAGUUGGUUCGAGAUCUUCGACGUUCCCGUCUUCUGGCCUGUGUUAGUUAUGUAUUGGAUCAUUCUCUUCGUCUUGACCAUGCGCAAGCAAAUCCAGCAUAUGAUUAAGUACCGAUAUGUCCCAUUCUCAUUCGGCAAGGCGAAGUAUGGUAAAAGCAGUACUUCAUAAGUAUAUGUUUACGAGUAUGAUUUGAUCACGCCGGGGUUAAUCAGGGCAACGCUGGGAAAGGCUACUGAAAGGGUCUAGACUACAAGUGUAGACAAUUUCGGUAUAUUUUGAAGUCUACCUUUAUUAAGGUGGUGUAUGCUAGGGAUUGACUUGUACAAAUUACGUUACAGGCUUUUUGUAUUGAGGUACACAGGAGCUGGGGUUCUGAGGUACGGAGUAAUGUUGUGAGCAUCCGAAUUGAUGCUGGUUGACCUUGGGGGGUAGAACGAGGAAUGAGGAUAGCAUGGAAGCGGACCAGGCGCAGGUUUGACUCUUCCGGAUCAUCAUCAUCAUCAUUAGACAUUGUACUGAAGAACAAUAAUAAUCAGCCUUAAAAUUCGAGUAGGGCAUGAGUGGCA